Messenger RNA from Helobdella robusta, 435 nucleotides. RefSeq lists its product as hypothetical. NCBI's taxonomy places the organism in Eukaryota, Metazoa, Annelida, Clitellata, Rhynchobdellida, Glossiphoniidae. The transcript has 3 exons. The record is from RefSeq and is a predicted model, not a curated record. Bases 1 to 435 code for a protein of 144 amino acids.
AUGACAGACCUGCCCCGAGAAGAAGGAACUUUUGCAGGCAGGCACAUCAACAGCAUCAGCCAGGCCCCAUCAAUAACCUCACUAACACAGAACAACUAUUUCUCUAAUUAUGCUAAUUUAUUCAGACCCAUACAACAAGAUACCACAAGAUACAACAAGAUACAACAAGAUACCACAAGAUACAACAAGAUACCACAAGAUACAACAAGAUACAACAAGAUACAACAAGAUACCACAAGAUACAACAAGAUACCACAAGAUACAACAAGAUACAACAAGAUACCACAAGAUACAACAAGAUACAACAGCCUUCAACGACAGCCAGCCAUGUUCAACGACAUUGAAACAUUAAUACGAAUACUGAGAAACAUGAAACAGCAGCAAGACCGCAACCUCGUACAGACAGCAUCGGGGGCUUGCAAGUAUGGCGAGUAG